AUGCUGAAGCUGAUUCCAUUCUUCAACGUGAGGAAUGCGAGCACGGAGAGCGCAAGGGAUUUCUGGUGGUGCUUUGAGACGGCUACGGAAGGAUUCGACGAUCCAGUACGGUUGCGGGUCUUUGCGGCACGAAUGAACGGUGAUGUUGCGGAACGGUGGUGCCUGAGCUCACGGUGGGGCGACUUCGAGACGCUGAAGCGACGGUUCUAUCAUCGCUUUAUCCGUCUCUCGGAGGAGCAGUUGCUGCAGCGGUUGUGCGAUGCUGUGCAGGAGCGUGAUGACCCGGUAGACGAAUGGGGGCUACGUGUGGCACGGUAUUGUGACGAAGCUCAGUGGUUUAACGAGUCGAUGCGGUACACGGUCUUCAAGAACGGUCUGCGGAGUGAGCGGGUGCAGAGAUGCCUGGAUUGUCUCCCCAUACACUCGAUCGAAGUUGCAUGCGAGUGGGUCGUGGCGAAGGAACUACAUCGGCCUGUGCGUGGUGAC
Molecule: messenger RNA, 486 nt
Organism: Phytophthora sojae
Lineage: Eukaryota; Oomycota; Peronosporomycetes; Peronosporales; Peronosporaceae
Exons: 1
Source: RefSeq, a predicted model, not a curated record